AUGAACCACGAGCUGACGACCGAGCACAUGGACAUGAUCGCCCAGUAUGACGAGAAUAUGAGCGCCAGCAUGACCAGGAUUAAUGACAUUGUCGCGAUGAUCGAGGGGUUGCCGGCCGCCGUCGAGGGCGACUUCGGGGUGUACGCUAAGAAGACGAAGCCCGCGGUCCCCCCUCAUGCGCAGGAACGACUUGACCAGCAUGCACUAAACCGUUUACUAGUUGGUGCACAGGAAAACCACUACGGCGUGGGCGCGUACGGGGAAAUGAUCGUGAUGGAGUCGGAUGACCAGGGCGAUGAUCCUGAGGCCCCUACGCAGCUGAUCGAAACUUCCUCCGUGCACGUAAAGAAGGCGUCGAGGCAGAAGACCAAGCAGAAGAUGAAAACCGAGAAGGUCCUCGAGAAGGCGAAGUAG
This is a messenger RNA of Didymosphaeria variabile, 414 nucleotides long. RefSeq lists its product as uncharacterized. Lineage: Eukaryota; Fungi; Ascomycota; Dothideomycetes; Pleosporales; Didymosphaeriaceae. The record is from RefSeq and is a predicted model, not a curated record. The transcript has 2 exons. Bases 1 to 414 code for a protein of 137 amino acids.